AUGCCGGGUGAAGGAAUGGUUGAAGAGGAGGGAUACGUGGGGCAUGAGUGGUUCUUCAGAGAACUCAGGUCACAAGGUGGACCUGACAGGCUUCUUAUUUUGGACUGCCGUGCACACUCAGACUUCUUGGAAGCGCACAUCAGGAACUCAGUACCACUGGCCAUACCCAGCAUCAUGCUGAGAAGGUUAGCUGCGGGUAAAGUUGAUCUACUGGCUACCAUUAGGUGUCUCGAGCUCAGGAAUCGAGUCGAGGUUUUUUUGUACGGUGACGACGACAGGAGAGGUACAUUUGUACUGAUUGGCGAUUCGACAGACCCAGCUGGACACCAAGGAGAGACAAUACAGGUCUUGAGUCGUAGACUUAAAAGCUCUGGAGGCUAUGUUGUUACGCUCAUUGGUGGGUUUGGAGCAUUUAGAGAUCGAUAUCCAGAGUGGUGCGAAGGCAGCCAAGCUAAUGCUGAAGGACAACCGGGCCAAGAGAACAAUGUAGGCGAGUUAAUGGGCCUCAGAACUUUACGAAUUUCUACACCGCCCACAAGAGCUUACUCAGACUCUGACAGCGAUAGCACCUGUGAUUCUGUUGUAGGCCCAGAAGAGGACAAAGACUUUCCCGUGGAAAUUUUGCCGCAUUUAUAUCUUGGUAAUGCAGCAAAUAGUGAAGAUCACGAUUCAUUAUCUCGUCACAGAAUACAAUAUAUACUUAAUGUAACGGCUGAUUUACCAAAUGUAUUUGAGGAUGCUGGGUCUAUAAAGUACAUGCAGAUACCUAUAAAUGACCACCACAGUCAAAAUUUAGCAAGUUUUUUUCCACAAGCCAUUCAGUUUAUUGAAGAGGCACGUAGUUCAGACAAAGGAGUUCUAGUUCAUUGUUUAGCUGGUGUAUCAAGAUCAGUGACAAUAACAAUAGCUUAUCUUAUGCACAAAUGUAAUCUGAGUCUCAAUGACGCAUUCAACCUUGUGAGAAGUAGAAAAACAAACGUCGCACCAAACUUCAGUUUUCUGGAGCAGUUAUACAGGUUUGAGAGCGAAUUAAGAGAUCGAGGUGACCGCAAACGUAAUAAUCGUUGCAUUGGUGCUUGCCAACCUGGCGGGCCAUGCAAUUGUCCCGCACCGAGCUUCUUAAGUCCCGUUGACCUGGGGCCCAGCCCCGACUCGGGUAUCGAGUUCGACAAAUGGGCUGCGAGCACUCCUGCUGAAUGA
Molecule: messenger RNA, 1200 nt
Organism: Cotesia congregata
Lineage: Eukaryota; Metazoa; Arthropoda; Insecta; Hymenoptera; Braconidae
Source: the annotation of a GenBank genome assembly